Messenger RNA from Fonsecaea erecta, 1401 nucleotides. RefSeq lists its product as hypothetical. Bases 1 to 1401 code for a protein of 466 amino acids. The record is from RefSeq and is a predicted model, not a curated record. Gene Ontology annotation, molecular function: transcription cis-regulatory region binding; DNA-binding transcription factor activity. NCBI's taxonomy places the organism in Eukaryota, Fungi, Ascomycota, Eurotiomycetes, Chaetothyriales, Herpotrichiellaceae. Gene Ontology annotation, cellular component: nucleus. Gene Ontology annotation, biological process: positive regulation of transcription by RNA polymerase II. The transcript is spliced from 2 exons.
AUGGUGGCCGAGAUUCGCAGCGGGGUCAAGUCGACGACCGACGGGCUGCGCCGCGCACGCGCUCUGAACGCCCUGCGUCAACGCCACCCCUUGACAGCAACGGAUAAUGGCUCGCUGUCGCUGCUUGCCCGGAACGCUCGCGAGGGCGCGAAGAAUUCCACCUGGAGUCCCACGGAUUCAGACGAGCGACUACUGAAUGAAUAUUUCGACCGUGUCUUCCCUCUGCAGUUUCCCUUUUAUGUCGCUUCUGUCCCCGAGAGGGGUCACGGCUGGCUCCGUUCUCUGAUGAGACGAUGUGAACCGCUCUGCUAUGCGGCGCUUGCCCUGGCUAUCGUCUAUCGGAAUUCGAGCUCAGACCGUGUUGACGUUCUGCACGGGCCGUCUCGCGAACAUGAACAGCAACAGCUUUAUGCUUUGGCCGUCACGGGCUUACGACAGCAUAUUGACCGCCUCAGCAAGAAAAGCCUCCAAGAAGGAUUGCGGGGCGGGAUUGAAGUGUUUGCCUGUGUCACCUACUUGAUCAUGCUCGAAGACGACGAUGAGCAGGUUGAAGCGGCGGCUAAGGAGGCAAGCUCCAUCGACUCCUCCCUAUCCCUUGUGGAUCACGUCGCCAUGGAAUUCUUCAGUGCCGUAUUCCUCUGGCUCGACACUUUGGCCACCGUCUCGACCGGCCGCAGACCCCGGUUUGCCGACGUCUGCGCGGCGGCCUUUGGCGCUCCAGAUUGCAAGGUCCGGCUGCGGAGUAUCAUGGGCUGCGAGAACUGGGUGAUGAUCGUCAUCCGGGAUAUCGCGGUGCUUGAUGGACUCGUGAGGGACGAACAAGGAGGACACCCUCACCCUAGGAGGGGCGAGGGCGUGAGGCGGAAAUACAUCGAGCUCAAGGAUCGUCUGCAGCUCGGCCUCGCAGAACCCUGGGAGAGCUACUUGUCACUGUUAGCAAGGGGUACCAAGGACAGCGCAGCGGCAGAACAUCGCCUGAUCCAAGCCACUCCCAUCGUCACCCACAUCUUUGCCUGUGCAGCCAUGGUCUACCUUACAGUGGUUGUCUCUGGACGCCCCGAUCCGCAUAAUCCUGAGAUACGGGACGCAGUUUCCAGGUCGAUCAGGAUAUUCCGCGCGCUGCCCGAUGACAUCCAUGUCCAAAUGCUGCACGGCAUGCUCUGGCCUUUCUGCAUUACGGGCUGCAUGGCGCUCAAAGACCAAGAGUCGUCAUUUGAAUAUUUGGCACUGAAGGCUGCAGGUACCACCGUGGUCCACCAAGGUCCGGACACUUUGUGGAGAGCUCUCCAAGUGAUGAGGACAUGCUGGCGAAUUCGGAGCGGGCAAAGCCUGGAGGGCGUCCCUUCUGUCGAUUGGUUUAGUGCCAUGUCAACCCUAGGCUAUCAGGUGCUGUUAGUAUGA